This is a messenger RNA of Photinus pyralis (common eastern firefly), 6981 nucleotides long. RefSeq names its product protein KIAA0100 (gene hob). The record is from RefSeq and is a predicted model, not a curated record. The transcript has 27 exons. Bases 265 to 6855 code for a protein of 2196 amino acids. NCBI's taxonomy places the organism in Eukaryota, Metazoa, Arthropoda, Insecta, Coleoptera, Lampyridae.
CGAAAGUGCACAACUUUUAGAAUAAAACAAUAAAUUGUACCCUUCUUAACCCUUGCAUGAUUUUAUUAGAUUAUGGCCAAGGUCAUUUACUUCGAUCGAUGGAUUGAAACAGGGAUAAUUAAUUACAACAACCACAUGCGAUCAAAAUUUUGUUAACCAAUCACGUUGCAGCAAUGUUGGGUUUAUUUAUUUAUCUUUCAUCAUUUGUAUUUUGUUGUUGUUCCCAUUACAAAAUGUCAAUAUAAUGUUUAAAAUGUUGAAAAAAUGCAUAGCUUCCUAAUAUUUAUUCUAAUAAUAUUAAUCAUUUAUUGUACAACGUCAUGGAUUUUACCUAAAGUCAUAGCCUGUUUAAUUGAACGUAAAUUUAGAGUUGUGGUUCGCAUUGGACGAAUUGGAAUUCCCUACCUGAAGUUGUACGAUGUCCACAUUGCCAAGAAAGGAUUCGCUAUUCACGUCGACGAAAUCAGUAUCAAAAGCAGCUUCCUGAACUCCGACCUUACCAAACUAGUCACAUUAGUCGUGAAAGAUGUUCGAAUUAACAAAGAUAUUAUUGAGUUCGAGCCAAACGAAGUUGCCGAUGAUAUUCAACCGGUUGACUUUCGUGACAAGAAAGUACCCCCAUUUAUUAACACAUUUGCGCAGUUCAUGGCAGUGCACGUUUAUAAUGUCUCAAUUAUGUUGCUCCAUUCCGAGUCUCCGGGCUGGUUAGUACACGCUAACGCAAACGAACUACACCUAGAUGGUAGCAUUGUACAAAAUGCUCGUACUUUAAUUGUUAAUGUUACACUAACCGAAGCGUGCGCUAAAUUAUUGCGACACCCAGAGAAGCAGGCGAACGAGGAAACCUGUUUGGGUCAAUUAAGUUUCGCAAUCACAAUGGAAGCUACCUUGGUAGCGAAAGGACCAUUGUCGGUUGAAAAACUAUGCGUAAGCACCACCCAAAUAGCCGCUACUAUCAACGAUAGCUUUUACAGCUUAGGUCAGGAAACCAAACGAAAUACUCGUCGUGCAAGUAACAGCUAUGAGGACAAUUACUAUCGGAUUCUCCCAAUUAUACCAAAGAAUUUCAUUUAUAAAAUGGAGGAUAUUUCGAUAAGGGGCGUGCGUAAAAAUAGCAGGACAGAGUUUAUUUCGUCAUUAAAGAUGUUCAGUGUUAAUAGUCGCAUAAUGACUGCUAAUUCGGCUACAAGUACGGAGCAGUCCAUUUCGCACAUGCACUACUCGUUUCAAAUGAGUGACUUACACCUUUAUAAUAAUAAAGAAAAGCUGUUGUUGUUAAAGUUAUUGAAAUUGGAUGCGAAGCUAGAGAAGAAUGUGGUCAAUUUGUGUUUAAAACUAAAUACUCUUCUCCUGACAUACAACCACGAAGCAAUAUACCAUUGGAUAGAAACAAACUUCCGCAAACAUAAUCCAAAGAACCCUCUCCCAAAUAGAGAGGUGUCAAAUCGUGCAAACGCACGUAACAGUAAUUUAUUCCAAAAAUUAGCGAAACGACUAAUUAUUAACGGUUGCGCGGAGUUCUGCCAAGUAUCCGCCAUCGUUAAUUUAUACGGUAGUAGAUCAUACGUCGGCUUUAACCACAUCAAGUUAAUCUUGGAGCAGGCUGCCGAGACUCGAGAUGUCAGCUACUCGUCCUAUUUUCCAAAUUUAGUAUUAGCCAAUCGUCACUGGCAAAUAGAGGUAUUAAUGGAGUCGUUGUGGUGGAGUUUUAAAGAGUGGAAGAAGGAUCAGGCGAGCUCGAAGAAAGUGCACAGGUGGGGCACUCCGAUUUAUUUAGGUAUGACGUUGCUCAAGUUUGGAACCUACGGCGCUGCCGAAACGAAGAUUGAGACGCUACUAGACGCGCUACAGUUGGAAUGGAGCCUUAACUUGGCCACAUAUGUUCUGCUUGCAUUUAAGUGUUUAAGCCAGUAUAAUGUGCAAAUUAGACAGGCGGCAACCCCAAAACGUACCAGCACAAAUCAUUCUAUAUCGGUCAAUUUGGCAUUGACUCACUUUAAUGUGUUUCUGCAAACUCACACCGGAGAAUAUGUGGUGUCGCGACUGAAUUCCGUGACCGUGGAAAGAAACAGUCACGCGGCCACCGUCCACUUUAAGGGAUUUAAGGUUGCGGUGGUAACAGACGAAAACGGCGCGUACGGAUGUGUCCGAACCGAAGAUAUGCCCAACCACAAGUUGUUCAUUCGUACAGUCGAGGUCGAGUACAACAACGAAACGGCCGAACUAACCGUACUGUUUCUCGAGGAGAUCAUCAGCCAUUGGUCGACGAAUUUCCACCUCAAAAUUUUAACGCUUCAAAGGGGAAUCGUCGAGUUUAUCGCUAACGUUAGGGAGCAUCACUGCUUGAGCAACGAAAAGAGCAAGGUCGCUGUACCUGUAUGGGAUGUUAAAAUAUGCGGCGUUUUUGAGUUCCACAUUUGGAUUUCUCAAAACCAUUCCGCUAGAAUUUCUUUGGAUAACAUCGAGGUAUCGUGUAGGAAAAACGUGACGUGGCUCUCCGAUAGCGCGAUCUUAAUUUCCAUAGACGACGCCGACAUCUUCACGAUUCAGGGUCUGCGGGUCGCGCGGAUCGAAGACAACCCGAUGAUUAGGGCCGAGCGUUUGGAUAACGAAAAUUUCCGAUUGCCUUGGAAUAAGACGUGGGAAUUAUCGAUCGGGAUGUUCAAGGCGAUCUUCCCGCACGAGCACAGCUACGCCGAUGCGAUCCAGAAUGAUUUCAUUUCGAUUUGGAAGUGGUUGAAGAUAACGCACAAUUUGAAAAGGAAGUCUUUUACAAUCGACAGUCCCUUACCGAGCGAUUUGCUGAUUAACGUGAAAGAGUUUCUGUUCGAGAUGAGCGACGAUCCUUUCGAGGUGAAGCUGAGAGAUAACUUUGAGUUACUGGAAGAUGAGUACAGCGAAAGUUUUAAGCGACAGAAGAUGCUCAAGGCGAAGAUUGCCGAGCUAUGCAAGACGCAUAUGCAUUUACCCGCGGGUAAGGUCGAGGAACUGUACGCGAAUCUUACGAAGAAGAACGCCGAAAUCUACGUGCAACGGUCGAAGCAGAUGAUGCACACUGCGCCGUCCCGCACCCGCUUGUUCGCGUGGAGUAUGACCGACGUUGAAAUUAUGGUUCUGGCGGAUCUCUCGAUGCACGGAACGGAUAAUGUUAUCAAAAUUAUUCGCGAAAUUGAUUUCGAUAGUCCCUGGCCGGAGGAGCCGAUGGAAUUCUCCACUUUAUGGUGUCGAGUUGUGUCGUUGAGGUGUGCCGAAUGGAAAUUCCAGCUGCGAGAUUUCCGCCAGCCUUUAUUGGACAUUAGGCAAUUUUACGUGUGUGGACAAUUAGCCGGCGCGGAACAGAUGGCGCCACGUCGUGCGACACGCGAUGUGCCGAUUGACUUGGGAGAACCGUGGGGAUCAGUGACAGUCCAACGAAGCAUGUUACCGUUAAAAUUCUAUCACGACUUCAAUUGCGAGAUACAAUCGUAUAGUUACGCCUUCGGUCCGUGCUGGGAGCCCGUUAUCGCUCAGUGCAACUUAACGUUCGAGAAAAUUAUUCCGCCUUCCCGCGAUCCGUCGCCCCCCUUACCAUUUUGGGAUAAAAUGAGACUGUUGCUGCACGGUCGGUUGACGAUGGUAGUGCAACAGCUGACCGUUUUGCUGCACGCCUCUUUAGAUCCGUACAACACAACUGAAGAAAUGGAACUGACUUGGAACCAAGUAAUAAUGGAUUGGACUAACGCAAAGUUCGUUUACAAAGGCGAUCUAAAUAUCUUCGUGAGGACCGCUUCAAAGUACGAUGACUGCAAACUGCUCCACCUACCCAACUUAAAAUUGAUCGUCAACAUUCAGUGGGCUAGUUUAGGCGACCCCAACGACCACCAUAGCGUUAUACAGUGCGCUCCGGAUAAAAUUCCAGAGUACUCCAGCAAUCAGGAGCACGAUUCGUUCAGAGCAUUUCGUUCGCAAAACAUACACCUGGGUGUUGUGCUCGAAACGAAACCGAUCGCGAAUCAAUCUCCGACGGGAAACAUCGAUUAUCCGAUGCUCUCCCUUUACAGCAGCACCUUACGUUGGAUCGAGAGUUUGAAGUUGAUUUUAUCCGGCAUCACUAGACCGACGAAACGUGGCACAAUUUUUAAUAACGUACGACCGCGGAAAAUACAGCUGAGUCGCCACUAUAAGAAAAUUCACUUGCUCAUGGGCUUGCACAAGUUCCAAGUCUGCUAUUGGAUGUCUUUCGCUAUGCAGCGCGGUUUUGAGCUGUUAGGGGGCCGCCUUUCGUCCAGCUCGGAGCACUCGCUGGCCUUGGUGCCGGUAGAUGAUGGUUUGAAGCAUCGUCCGAAGACCGAGUGGUCGAUUGUGUACAUGAAUAGCGAGCUGAACGAUACGGAAAUUUGGUUGAAAAGCGCUCUGCAAGAGGACCCAGAAAAAGAGGCGAUUUCGCUCAGGCAACCCGUGGAGAAGUGUUUCUGUCUGUCGGUAGCGAAAGUGUCAUAUGGGAGAGAGACCGUUCUGCUCUCUCGCGAGCAUCCAACUGCCGAACGAAAUAAGGAUACGCCGACUCAUCGGCUGGUCGUGUACGACUUAAAGGGCGCAUGGACGAAGAGUAACCGAAACGUUGCCUUCGCUCUGUUUGACUCAUUCAUGCGAAAUCAAAGGAUGAAGAAAAAUUUAUCAACAGCAGCGCUGAAAGGUUUCCGAAAGGAGAGUAGCUCGACUCCUUUGAAGAGGCGAAACGCGGAGGCGUCGGCGACUUCCCCCACCUCCACAAUUCAGACGUUGCAGACGUCCACAAUUCAAGGCGCUCCGUCGCCGCUUACCAAAACGCAAACCGGUCACGCCGCGAACAUGCUGAAGCAACUUAUCGCGGAGGCCGAUAAUAAGGCCGUCGUUUUUAGCGAUGACCUUUCGUCGGCGACCAGACAGCAACAUUUGCAGGGUCUCCAAGCUUGUCAAGAUGACGAUGUUGUUCAUAAAAAUUGGUUAAUUGCUCUAGUCAAUGCGCAAGUAUUAUUGAAAGGCUGUGAAACGAAGGGUUACGUAAUAUUAAGUUCGGCCAAAGCCGAAAUUCUCCAAAAGAUUCAUCGACCUGUAUGGAAAGACCGCGCCUUGGUUUCGAAAACGACGUGGGUCGGCUCGCUGGAAUGCCUGCAGUAUUAUGCCACAGUAAACGCGGGCGAAAACGAUUCGCUAAACGAAAACAUAAUGUGGUUAACCGUCGACAAUAUACAAGAGAAGGAGUCGACUGUGAUAUCGGAGAUUCCUCAAGUUCCGAAUAUAGUGGGGAGCGGUGUUUCGGUGGGGGCAGUCGUUAGCGACGUCGUUGGUGCUAGUAGUAAUGAGGAGAACUGGCCAAUACAGUUGCAGCGGAUUGUUUCCAGGUGCAAGUGCGAGUUUUUUUACGCGUCGUACGGCGACAUCAGUGUGGAUCCGGAGGAGGUGGGCGAGGUACCCGCUCCACUUCAAGAGGACGUCGGGUUAUGGGAUCGUCGACAAACCGCAGUCGAUGCGUUUACAUUGAUGCAUCACGAUUUGGACGUCUGCACAAACUCGCUACAGUAUGCCAUGCUAUUGGAUAUCGUUAAUAACUUGCUGUUAUAUGUCGAACCUCAUCGGAAGGAAGCCUUGGAGCGUUUAGCUCGAAUGAGGUUCCAAUUGCAGUUGCACAGCGUCGAAGACCAAAGACGGCCGAUUCAAAUAUUACAAAAUCAAAUACGAUCGACGGUCAGCAAGUUACGGCGAUUAGAACGAGAAACCUACUUGCUUAACAAGGCAGUCGCUGAAGAGCCGAAUAAUCUGGAGUUGUUGCACGAAAUGGAAAAUCUGGAAGAAUUAGUGUAUAAUUGCAAGGGACAACUCAACGCGCAAAGCGAGGAGUUGGAUAUGAUGAUCUCGUGCUAUAAGGAGGCUCAGUUGUUAGCAAACAGUCGCCUGGCGACUACCCGCAACGAUAAACCGUUAACCAUUGUUCGAGCGAACGAGAUCUGCUUCAAGCACGCCCAGUGGAGGCUUACAGAGGCUGACGGGCAAAUUGGUAUCGCCGAUUUGGUACUAAGUAACUUUUUGUACACCAAGAACUCGAAAAGUGACGAUUCCGUCGAGCAUCUACUCGAAUUGGGAUAUCUCCGCAUGACCAAUUUGCUUCCCAAUCAAAUUUACAAGGAGGUAUUAGUUCCUACUGAAAUUCAGAGCAACAUGCCCGUCGAACACAAAAGGGUCGUGCGAGUUUUUUGCAGAGAAAAGCCGCCUGUUGGAGGUAUAGCCGUCAAGGAGCACUUUGAGAUUAACGUCGUUCCUUUAACCAUCGGGUUGACUAAGAAAUUUUACAAUACGAUGUUGAAGUUUUGCUUUCCGGAAAAGGAUCCUGAUAAUAUCGACGGCGAAAGAGGCGAGGAGCUCGACAACGAGUCUAGAAGUAAAAGAAUCCGUUCGUCCGGGCGUAGCAAGCGAGAUUCCAACUUUUAUAUUCCAAUUGAUGAUGUCGAAAAAAUGAAGGAAAGGGCAGAAAAGAACAAAUUGUUUAUCUACAUUAAAAUUCCGGAAGUGCCAGUACGAGUAAGCUACAAAGGAAACAAGGAGAAAAACCUCGAGGAUAUACGCGAUUUCUCAUUGGUAAUACCCACACUGGAAUACCAUAACGUCACGUGGACGUGGCUAGACCUGCUACUGGCCAUGAAAUCGGAUACGCGUCGAGUCAUCCUAUCUCAGGCGAUAAAGCAGAAGUUGCAGAUUAAACGAAGUACGGGAUUAUCAGACGAGAGCUCAUCGCCACAAGAGGAGGAUAAGGCUAGACUACUGUUCGGAGCUUGCCAUAGCGUCGACAAUAGAAAUCCAAAGAAGAGUAUGAGCAGCGUCUUCAAGUUCGGCAAAUGACAGAGAUGGUGGAGCACGGACUGUUGAGUGUGAUAAUAAACAAAAUGGAAGAUCGAUUAACUAUUUUUUUAUUAAUAUUAUUUCAUGUAAAUAUCAAAUAAUAAAGGCUACGUUGUAAACGGCCAA